AUGUCGGUGAUCGAAUUCCUGAAAGACCUCCCGUCCUAUGACGAGCACAAUUUUACGCUAUUUAAUACAGACCAUGGAAUCAGAAAUUGUUCUAAAAGGCCAUCAAUAUAUUUACCAACUAAGGAGAUACCGUCUGAACAAAUUAUUGUAACAGAGAAAACAAAUAUACUAUUAAGAUAUUUACAUCAACAAUGGGAGAAGAAGAAUAACAAUUCACCUAAAAAACGCGAUCAGAGUCACAUUGAACAAAAUGGCGAUGACAGCAGAUCUCGCAAAAGGCAAUGUCUCAAUUCACCUCUCAACUGA
Messenger RNA from Arctia plantaginis, 306 nucleotides. The record is from the annotation of a GenBank genome assembly. Lineage: Eukaryota; Metazoa; Arthropoda; Insecta; Lepidoptera; Erebidae.